AUGGGAGAAGAAAUCAAAAAACUUACUCAUACAGGUUAUAUCCAACGGCCUGCUUAUAAUUUGUGUUGUGGCAUCUUCACUGCCCAAAAUGGUACCGAAGAAGAUUUAAUGUUCAAUUACAAUUGGGUUAAUAACCCAGAGGCUCAAAAUAAAAAUGGUGAAUAUGUGUAUAUUGAUGAGGAUAAUGCAAGUAACAGUGAAAGUAUUGUUGACUUAAUCCAAAACGACUAUGGUGAAGCUUGUGAUGAAGACACAUAUUAUGAUGAAUGGGUAGUUGAGUACGUUAAUUUGUGGGACUAA
Molecule: messenger RNA, 300 nt
Organism: Racocetra fulgida
Lineage: Eukaryota; Fungi; Glomeromycota; Glomeromycetes; Diversisporales; Gigasporaceae
Source: the annotation of a GenBank genome assembly